GGGGCCUCGCGGCCCGGGCCGGGAGGAGCUGACAGGGCCGCAGCGGCUAACCCGCAACCCCACUUUCUUGGAACGUGCCUGAGCUGCUGCAGCUGGCACCUGGCAGCGCUCAGCGAAGAGGGCUGGGGGCGGGAGAUGACGGUGAUUUCCUCCCUGCUUGGCCCUCGGCGAGCACCGACUCCCUUCUCCUCGCGGCCCCAGGGCUGCAGACGAAGCAGAGAUCUGGUUGGAGUUGGAGGUUGAAAGAAAAUGAAUUCCUUUUCUAGUUUACCUGCAGAGAACGUAACCAUUGCAGUCAAUAUGACCAACAGUUUGCCUACAACAGUAACACAUGGAUUUAAUUCCACUAAUGACCCACCUUCAAUGUCAAUAACAAGGCUUUUUCCAGCCUUACUAGAAUGCUUUGGCAUAGUCCUUUGUGGCUACAUAGCAGGAAGGGCCAAUGUCAUAACAUCAACACAGGCCAAAGGACUGGGAAAUUUUGUCUCCAGAUUUGCACUUCCAGCUUUAUUAUUCAAAAACAUGGUUAUACUUAAUUUUUCCAAUGUUAAUUGGUCUUUCCUAUAUAGUAUCUUAAUUGCCAAAGCUUCUGUAUUUUUUAUUGUAUGUGUAUCAACUUUAUUGGUCGCCAGUCCUAAUAGUCGAUUUAGCAAAGCUGGACUAUUCCCUAUAUUUGCUACACAAAGUAAUGACUUUGCAUUGGGAUACCCUAUAGUUGAAGCUUUGUAUCAAACUACAUACCCAGAAUAUCUCCAGUACAUUUAUUUGGUGGCACCAAUAUCUCUUAUGAUGUUAAACCCUAUAGGGUUUAUCUUUUGUGAAAUCCAAAAGUGGAAAGAUACUCAAAAUGCUUCUCAAAACAAAGCAAAAAUUGUCGGACUUGGAUUUCUGCGUGUAUUACAGAACCCAAUAGUAUUUAUGGUCUUCAUUGGUAUUGCUUUCAAUUUUAUUCUUGAUCGAACGGUGCCUGUAUAUAUAGAAAAUUUUCUCGAUGGACUUGGAAAUUCUUUUUCUGGAUCAGCCCUAUUUUAUCUUGGUCUUACGAUGGUAGGAAAAAUAAGGAGACUGAAGAAGUCAGCAUUUGUUGUACUGAUUCUUCUCAUCACAGCUAAACUCUUGGUGCUGCCACUCCUAUGCAGAGAAAUGGUGGAACUCUUGGACAAGGGCGACAGUGUAGUGAAUCAUACAAGUUUAUCGAAUUACGCAUUUUUGUAUGGUGUCUUUCCUGUAGCACCAGGAGUGGCUAUCUUUGCAACACAGUUCAACAUGGAAGUAGAAAUUGUAACCUCAGGGAUGGUAAUAAGCACAUUUGUGUCUGCUCCCAUCAUGUACGUUUCUGCCUGGUUACUGACCUUUCCCACUAUGGACCCAAAGCCAUUGGCAUAUGCCAUCCAGAAUGUUAGUUUUGAUAUAAGUAUUAUCAGCUUGGUCUCUUUGAUCUGGUCUCUGGCUAUUCUUCUUUUGAGUAAGAAAUAUAAACAGCUUCCUCAUAUGCUUACAACUAAUUUACUCGUUGCUCAGUCUAUUGUCUGUGCUGGAAUGAUGAUAUGGAAUUUUGUUAAAGAAAAAAAUUUUGUUGGACAAAUUUUGGUGUUUGUUCUAUUAUACAGCUCCCUCUAUAGCACCUACCUGUGGACAGGCCUCCUAGCAAUUUCUCUGUUUCUUUUGAAAAAGCGAGAGAGGGUACAAAUUCCUGUUGGAAUCAUCAUAAUAUCUGGCUGGGGAAUCCCUGCUCUCCUUGUUGGUGUUCUUUUGAUAACUGGAAAACACAAUGGAGAUAGCGUUGACUCAGCCUUCUUUUAUGGAAAAGAGCAGAUGAUCACCACAGCAGUAACCCUGUUCUGCAGCCUUCUGAUAGCCGGGGUAUCACUCAUGUGCAUGAACCACACCACCCACGCAGGAAGCUAUGAAGGUUUCGACCAGUCUCAGAGCCACAAAGCAGUGGAGCCUGGAAACACUGCUUUUGAAGAGAGUCCAACACCAGUAAAUGAACCAGAACUUUUUAUAAGCUCUAUCCCAGAAACAAAUGAUCGUUGUGUGAGUCCCUGUAACUCCCAGAGCUGCAUAUUAGCCCAGGCAGAACAACAGUAUCUACAGAGUGGAGACCAGCAACUAACUCGACAUGUAUUGCUGUGUUUACUUCUCAUUAUUGGCCUGUUUGCUAAUCUUUCCAGUUGUUUAUGGUGGCUAUUCAACCGAGAGCCUGGAAGACUGUAUGUUGAGUUACAGUUUUUCUGUGCCGUGUUUAACUUUGGCCAGGGAUUUAUUUCCUUUGGAAUCUUUGGAUUAGAUAAGCAUUUAAUCAUCCUGCCUUUCAAAAGAAGACUUGAGUUCCUAUGGAACAAUAAAGAAACAGCAGAAAAAAGGGAUUCUCCUGUUUCUGAGGAAAUAAAAAUGACCUGUCAACAGUUUGUGCAUUAUCACCGUGACCUCUGUAUCCAAAACAUUGUCAAGGAAAGAAGGUGUGGUGCAAAGACUUCUGCCGGGACCUUUUGUGGCUGCGACCUGGUGAGCUGGCUAAUUGAAGUCGGCCUUGCCUCUGACCGUGGUGAAGCUGUGAUAUACGGAGAUAGACUGGUGCAAGGGGGAGUCAUCCAACACAUUACCAACGAAUAUGACUUUCGAGAUGAGUACUUGUUUUACAGAUUUCUUCAAAGGAGUCCUGAACAGAGUCCUACUGCUAGUAAUACAACCACCCCCCAACAAGAAAGAUACAAAGAAAUUGAGCAUUCAUCCCUAUCCUCACUUUCCCCUAAGACCUAAAUUAUGAAAGGGAGAACCCCAUAUGGAAUUAUAUUCUAGCCCCAGGUCUGUUACUUUUUAGCUAUAUGACCUUAGGCAAGUUAUACCUCUCUGAGCCUCAGUUGCCUCUUCUGUAAAAUUUCACAAGAUGCUUUCCUAACCCAUGCUAAAGGUCUGUGAUUUUAUGUGUAACUAAAACACAUAGGAAACUGACUUAGGCAAAAGAAAACAAAAUCAAAAUUUAAAGUUCUGAUAAUGAAUAUAAUAAUUACAGUCAUUCCUCAUUAUCCACAGGGGAAUGGUUCCAGUGUUCCUGCAGCUACCAAAAUCUGAGAAUGUUCAAGUCCCUUUUAUAAAAUGGUGAAGUAUUUGCAUAUAACCUACUC
This is a messenger RNA of Propithecus coquereli (Coquerel's sifaka), 3128 nucleotides long. It is a transcript of the gene GPR155, whose product is annotated as G protein-coupled receptor 155. Gene Ontology annotation, cellular component: membrane. The record is from RefSeq and is a predicted model, not a curated record. Lineage: Eukaryota; Metazoa; Chordata; Mammalia; Primates; Indriidae. The transcript has 15 exons. Gene Ontology annotation, biological process: intracellular signal transduction; transmembrane transport. The coding region runs from base 250 to 2763 and encodes 837 amino acids.